AUGAAAUUGGGUCCAAAGGCACGCAUUGUUGGGCUCGAGGUGGAAGGGGGAAACCGUCAGCACGAUGUCUCUGACCAUAUGGAUGAGCGACCACCAAAGCGCGAUGCAACCAAGUAUAAAGGCAAAAAUCAGUGGGUGGAAGCUAUUCAGAAUGUGACUGACAAAUCAGUUUGCAACAUCACAUGGGAUGCGAGCGAACACUGCGACAUCAUUCGGUUAAAGGCGAAUAUCGUAGCACAAGGCUUUACAUAA
Molecule: messenger RNA, 252 nt
Organism: Plasmopara halstedii
Lineage: Eukaryota; Oomycota; Peronosporomycetes; Peronosporales; Peronosporaceae
Exons: 3
Coding region: 1-252 (83 amino acids)
Source: RefSeq, a predicted model, not a curated record